AUGGUGUCGCAUAAAGUCUUAGAAUUUGGAGACGAUGGCUACCAAUUGCCUGCUAAGGCACGAGCUCCGAGAUCAGUCAGGAAGAGGCGCAUUUACGAGAAGCUUAUAUCAGAAGAUGAGAAAAUGUGCGCGAUUGACUUAUUGGCCACCGUAGCUGGAAACUUGCUGCUAGAGACCGAAAGUUCGGUAAAUGCAGGUCAAGAUAACUGUGUAGCUGUACAGAAUACUGUAAAGAAGGAAGUUCUGGAUGAAGGAAACCCCGUAAAGUCAGUACCUUUCUCUCAAGACAAUCCUUAUCAGGGAUCCUUGAGCCCCUGUGUUGAUGUGCAGUGUGGAUUCAGCUCCGUGAUAACAAAUCCUAAUGGCAAAGUAGAGAAUGAGGUGGAGGGUUUUAGUAAAUUGGGUUGUAUCGAUUCUUUUGAAGUCAGAAACUUUAGUAAGGAUCUUAAACCGGGUGUGAAUGAUGAAGUAAAACCUGAUGUUGUAGUUAGUAUAGGUAGUAACAGUAGUACUGAGGUGAGAGCAUGCGGGAACGGUAGUCCCCAUGGUUCUCGGGAUGAUGUAAAUUUAUAUGGUAGAGAUGAUGAUGAUGAAAAAUUCUCUGGGUACAUUCGCCCUCGUGUGACUAGGCCGGUGCCUCGUGUUGGAGACAGAAGAAUUAGGAAGAUAUGGGCAUCUAGACAUUGGAAAGGAGGUUCGCGGAACAACGCAGAUGCUAAGCCAUGGUAUUGCUCAAAGAGGAAUUAUUACUUGCACCAUCAUCAGAGGCAUUAUCCCGUCAAGAAAAGGAAAUAUUUUGACAAUAUUUCCGACUCGAAUUCUGAUGAUUAUCCUUUGCAAGCAAAGGCACAUAAAGGAAGCAAAACAACAUCUUCCAUGAAAAGUCGAAAUGCGUCCUUUGUGUCAAGGGACCAUCAUGUGAGGCUGCGGAUCAAAUCUUUUAGGGUGCCUGAGCUUUUCAUAGAGAUUCCAGAGACUGCUACUGUUGGCUCCUUGAAGCGUAUGGUGAUGGAAGCAGUGACCACCAUACUGGGUGAUGGACUCGGAGUUGGGCUGAUGGUUCAAGGGAAGAAAGUCCGAGACGAUAGCAAAACUCUUCUUCAGACUGGAAUCUCUGAGGAGAACACCCACCUGGACUCUCUUGGUUUUAGCCUUGAGCCCAGCUUAGAAACCACCCCUCAACCGUUGUUAUCCAGUUACCUGUCAGAGUAUGCCUGUGAUGAUUUGCCCUUAAGCCGCGACAAUGUGUUGGAUUCUAAUCAUGACUCAGCACCAUCCCCAGCAGAUGAUUGUAGAGCUUUGGUUCCCAUUGCGUCAGCAGCAGUGUUGGCUACUCAGACUACUCACCGUAAAUUUAAAAGGACUGAGCAGCAUCAAGCUGCUCAUCGUAGAAUUCGUCGACCUUUCUCAGUUACUGAAGUAGAAGCACUGGUCCAAGCUGUUGAAAAGCUCGGAACCGGAAGGUGGAGAGAUGUUAAGGUUCAUGCUUUUGAGGAUGCAGAUCACCGUACCUAUGUCGAUCUCAAGGAUAAAUGGAAGACACUAGUACACACGGCGAGGAUAUCUCCACAGCAGCGGAGAGGAGAGCCGGUGCCACAGGAUCUUCUGGACCGUGUUCUGAAGGCGCACGCUUACUGGUCACAACACCAAAUGCAUCAACUGCAGAUCGAACCACCACCCUCUCAGGCAGAUGCUCUAAUCUAA
This is a messenger RNA of Arabis nemorensis, 1704 nucleotides long. NCBI's taxonomy places the organism in Eukaryota, Viridiplantae, Streptophyta, Magnoliopsida, Brassicales, Brassicaceae. The record is from the annotation of a GenBank genome assembly.